AAGACGGCGUACGAGGCAGGCCGUGUCACGCUUCGUUUUUCGCGUACGAGCCGCACGACCACGUCUUCUGCAGCCGUCGACACACUCGAAGGCCGAAAACAAGCACACAUGGGCAGCUGCAACAAGAAGCCCGAGGAAGAGGACGUCGAGACGGGCCUAACGCGCACCGAAGCCAGGCUGCUGCGCAAGACAUGGCAGUACUACUGUCUUCACAACCGCGACUACGGGUUCAUCAUCUUCCUCUCGUUCUUCAUCAAGACGCGUGGGGCCCUGCAGCUGUUCCAGCGGUUCCGAGACAAGACCCUCGGCAAGCUACCCGACGACCCGCAGUUCCGAGCGCACGCCGCCGCCGUGACCUUCCAGCUGACCUCCAUGGUGGACAACGCAGAUGACGCCGUGCUUCUGGAGGCACUGAUCCGCAAGAACGCGAAGGCGCACACCGAGCGGCCGGGUGUGAUGCCCGACCACUUCCGCAUGCUCGGAAAGACGGUGGUCGAGGUGCUACACACCAGGCACGAGACGAACAUGACACCGGCCGCCGUUCUCGCCUGGGAGAAGCUAUUCGACUACAUGGCGAGGAUCACAAAGCAGGUGUACGAGGAACAGAAGGUUGAGAUCAAGUCACUGGACGUCGACGGCUUUAUCAGGGAGCCAGACGCCGACGGUAACAAAGGUGCGACCGGGGGUCGAGCCAGCGGCUCCACGACGCCGCAGUUGCGCGGCAAGCGGUCUGCAAAGGCUGCGCAGUCGCCUGGGGAGAGCAACCGCGGCACCCCCAAGGGCGGCAAAUCGCCGGCGGCCGCCACACCGAAGGGAGGCCAGACUCCCACCACGGUGCGCGCUGACAAGUCACCGGCCAAGAGUCCCCAGUCGCCCGCGACGCCGAAAAAAGUAGCUUAGAUAUGUCGGCCUCGCGCGCGACUCGCGCGAAGUUGUCGCAUACGUGGGUUAGAAAUGUGUUAAUGCAACCGGCUGCACGUCCGAUUUCGUGCGCCUUUGGUGUCAGAGUCCGUAUGUAAACGGCAAAAUAAAGACGUCCGAGAAACAACUGAA
This is a messenger RNA of Dermacentor andersoni, 1053 nucleotides long. Its product is annotated as cytoglobin-1-like. Gene Ontology annotation, molecular function: heme binding; oxygen binding. NCBI's taxonomy places the organism in Eukaryota, Metazoa, Arthropoda, Arachnida, Ixodida, Ixodidae. The record is from RefSeq and is a predicted model, not a curated record.